AUGAAGUCCUGGACCAUCGUUCUCGUCGCCACUGGCCUGGCGUCAGCACUCAGCAUCCCCCGCCCCAUCGACGCCCGCGCCGACUUUUCCAUCGCCAUCCAGCAGGCCGGUGCCGCGCCGCCCGCCGCCGGGGAGGCCGCCGCACCCCCUGCUGCCGGUCAGGCCGGCGAGGGCGAGGCCCCCGCCGUCGAGGAAGGCCAGGACGAGGCCGGCGCCGAGGAGGGCGCCGCUUCGCCGCCUGCCGAAGAGGCCGCUCCCGUCGAAGAGGCUGCUCCCGAGGUGACGGCCCCGCCCGCCGAGGGUGAGGCACCUGCCGAGGGUGACGCUGCCGCGUCGGAGAGCCUGGCCGAGUCCAGCACCACCACCGAGGAGGCCGCCCAGGAGACGGCACCCCCGGCUGAAGGCCAGGACGGACAGAACAACGACGACAACAACAACGAUGACAAUGACGAUAACAACAACAACAACAAUGAUGGAGAGGACGGCCAGGGAGGCCGCGGCGGUAAGAAGAACAAGAACAACGGCAACAACAUCAUCGACGAGAUCCUCGGCGGCGGCGGGCAGGGACGCGGCGACAAGAAGGGCCAGCAGGCGGCGCUCACGCAGGCCAUUGUCCAGCUGACACAGGCCAUGGGUCUCGGCGGCAUCCUCAACCUCAACGGCCUCGCCAACGUUGGCAUCGGCCAGGAGCUCCAGCUGCUGCUCCAGCUGCAGCAGAUUGCGCAGAUCCAGUCGGCGGGCUUCAUCACCCAGGUCGACAUUGUGGGACUGCUGCAGCAGAACCAGCUCUUUGGAGGACGUGGAGGCAUCUUCAAGCGCCAAGAGAAGCUGCUCGUCAGCAAGGCGUAG
Verticillium nonalfalfae is the source of this 849-nucleotide messenger RNA. RefSeq lists its product as uncharacterized. The coding region runs from base 1 to 849 and encodes 282 amino acids. The transcript has 2 exons. The record is from RefSeq and is a predicted model, not a curated record. Lineage: Eukaryota; Fungi; Ascomycota; Sordariomycetes; Glomerellales; Plectosphaerellaceae.